Molecule: messenger RNA, 908 nt
Organism: Lutzomyia longipalpis
Lineage: Eukaryota; Metazoa; Arthropoda; Insecta; Diptera; Psychodidae
Product: 28 kDa heat- and acid-stable phosphoprotein
Exons: 4
Coding region: 177-701 (174 amino acids)
Cellular component (GO): cytosol
Molecular function (GO): RNA binding
Source: RefSeq, a predicted model, not a curated record
UGCCACGACACACGAUACGCAGCCUAAAAUUCUUGAAGAGGUGUCAAAGAGAAGAAAAAUUUAGUUUUGGCUUUUUUUUGCGUGGAAAUUGUGUGAAAUUCCUGGAUUAUUUUCCGUGAAAAUUACCUUGUAGGGAAUUCUCUUACCUGUGAUUGUUCAAAUACUUCACAUUAGCUAUGCCACGAGGAAAAUUUGUGAAUCACAAAGGGCGCAGUCGCCACUUUACGAAUCCGGAAGAAUUGGAGGAAGAGCGCAGGAAGGAGCAGAAGAAGAAAUUGCAGAAAGAAUCUGAUAGUGAGAGCGAAAGUCCCGAUGAGGAGGAAGAGGAAUCCGAGGGUGGUGAUGAGGAAGACGAGGAGGAGAGUGAGGAAGAGGAGAAGCCCAAAGGAGUUUCCGGGUUGAUUGAUAUCGAAAAUCCCAAUCGUGUGACGAAGAAGACAAUCCAGAAGGUGGGACGAAUGAGUCUCGAGGAGGGUGAGGCCUCCAAGCCAGAGCUGACACGUCGUGAGCAGGAGCAGAUUCAGAAGCAGAAGGCACGUAGGCAGUACAUGAAGCUCCAUGCUGAGGGGAAAACAAAGCAGGCACGUGAAGAUUUGGCACGUUUGGCCAUUAUAAAGCAGCACAGGGCUGAAGCAGCUGCCCGGAGGGAGCAGGAGAAGAAAGAGAAAGAAGAAGCCCGGAAGAAGGCUUCGAAUGCUUGAUAGCCAACAGGAAAGCCUCCCGUCGCAUGGGAUGCAUCCGGAAUCCACCCAAUUGGACAUUUCUCUCAACAAGACUAACUGAAUUUCCUCCUCAACCACCCCCCCUAGGCACACACUCACUGAAUUUUGUUUAUUAAAUUUAAGGAAAUGUGUUUCUAUAUGGAAUAAAAAAAAAUUGAAUUCACAGCGCUGAAUUUAGAAGAAAAA